CCCAUCAGCCACCUCCACCCUUCUCCCAGCUCCAUCCAGCCCCCCGACCUCUCAGCUCAUGUGAGGGGCCAGCUCCCCAGCCCUGGCUCCCCAGCGGCACCCCCUUCCCCUCCUUCCCCUCCCGCCGGAGAGAUGAGCACGCCGAGGCAGCAGCAGCCGGCUGCUGGAGGCGGCUGCAUCAUGGGUUCUGAUCGGGACCUGCAGUCCACCGCUUCCUCCAUCUCCCUGCCCUCUGUGAAGAAGGCUCCCAAGAGGCGGCGCUUCUCCCUGGCCCCUCUUUUCAGGAGACGAGGGCGAGAGUCCAAAGUAGGGCGCCCGAGGUCCCGAGAACUGCAGCACCCUGGACCCGGAGGCCUGGCGGGCGUGGAGGGCAUCGCCAGCAUCGAGAGCAUCCACUCAGAGAUCUGUAACGAUAAGAGUUCUGCCUUCUUCUCAGCGGCUGCCUCUGGAUCUGCCUCCGCUGCCGCUGCCUCCACCUCAUCUGCCUCAGGGCCUUCUUCCUGCUCCUCUUCCUCCUCCAAGGUGGGGGUUGGAGCGGGGGCAGAGCUGUUCGAGUGCCCCCUGUGCCUUCUGCGCCACUCGAGGGAGAACUUCCCCGACAUCAUGACCUGCCACCACCGCUCCUGCAUAGAUUGCCUGCGCCAGUACCUCCGGAUCGAGAUCUCAGAGUCACGUGUCAACAUAAGCUGCCCCGAGUGCUCGGAACGCUUCAACCCACACGAUAUCUGCAUGAUCCUGGGGGACCGGGUGCUCAUGGAGAAGUAUGAGGAGUUCAUGCUGAGGAGGUGGCUGGUGGCCGACCCUGACUGCCGCUGGUGCCCUGCGCCGGAUUGCGGAUAUGCAGUAAUAGCCUUUGGGUGUGCCAGCUGUCCCAAGAUCACGUGUGGACGGGAGGGCUGUGGUACCGAGUUCUGUUACCACUGUAAGCAGCUGUGGCAUCCCAACCAGACCUGCGAUGCGGCGCGGCAGCAGCGAGCCCAGAGCCUCCGGCUCAGGAGCGUGCGGUCGUCCUCGCUCAGCUACAGUCAAGAGAGCGGCGCUGCAGAUGACAUCAAACCAUGUCCGCGCUGUGCUGCUUACAUCAUCAAAAUGAAUGACGGCAGCUGUAACCACAUGACCUGUGCCGUGUGUGGCUGUGAGUUCUGCUGGCUCUGCAUGAAGGAGAUCUCAGACUUGCACUACUUGAGUCCAUCAGGCUGCACUUUCUGGGGGAAGAAGCCGUGGAGCAGGAAGAAGAAGAUUCUGUGGCAGCUGGGAACGCUGGUGGGAGCCCCCGUCGGCAUCGCGCUCAUCGCCGGCAUCGCCAUCCCCGCCAUGAUCAUCGGCAUCCCUGUGUAUGUGGGAAGGAAGAUCCAUAACCGCUACGAAGGCAAGGAUAUUUCCAACCACAAAAGGAACAUGGUGAUCGCAGGGGGGGUGACUCUGUCCGUCAUCGUGUCCCCAGUCGUGGCUGCAGUCACUGUCGGCAUUGGAGUUCCCAUCAUGCUGGCGUACGUGUACGGAGUGGUGCCCAUCUCCCUGUGCCGCAGCGGGGGCUGUGGUGUUUCAGCCGGGAACGGGAAAGGAGUACGCAUAGAGUUUGAUGACGAGAACGAGCUGAAUGUCGGGAGUGGGGCGACGGCUACUGACACGACGUCCGUUGCAGACACCAGGAACAACCCGAGUCUGUGUGACGGCAGCGUGGGGGGGAUGACGGGCAGCCUGAGCGCCAGCGGCAGCCACAUGGACCACCUGGGGGCGACCAGGGACAACCUGAGUGAGACGGCCUCCACCACAGCCCUGGCCGGGGCCAGCAUCACCGGCAGCCUCUCCGGCAGCGCCAUGGUCAACUACCUGAACAGGCUGGAGGUGCAGGCUGAUGUGCAGAAGGAGCGCUGCAGUCUCAGCGGCGAGUCCGGCACGGUCAGCCUGGGGACCAUUAGCGACAACGCUAGCACCAAAGCCAUGGCUGGAUCCAUCCUGAACGCUUACAUGCCUCUAGACAGAGAUGGAAACAGCAUGGAGGUCCAAGUGGACAUCGAGUCCAAGCCGGGCAAGCGGCGGCACCACAGCGGCAGCAGCAGCGUGGACGACGGCAGCCAGGCGGGCCGCUGCGGCUGGAUGUGUCCGUCCAGCGGCUGCACCUCGCUAGAGGGCAAAGGAACCUCCACCAAGUGGGCCAAAGAGGGCUGCUGCCCCUGCUCCUCCGGCCUGGCGGGCAAGAAGAGCAAAGGCAAGCUGCGUAAGAAAGGAGGAGCCGGCGGGGGGGGCACCAGGAUCAACGAGACGCGGGAGGACAUGGACGCCCAGCUCCUGGAGCAGCGCAGCACCAACUCCUCAGAGUUCGACUCGCCCUCGCUGAGCGGCAGCCUGCCCUCCGUGGCCGACUCCCACUCCAGCCACUUCUCCGAGUUCAGCUCCUCGGACCUGGAGAGCAUGAAGACGUCGUGCAGCCACGGCUCCGGCGGAGACGCCUACCACCUGCGCUUCGCCACCGUCAGCCCCUUACCGGAGGUGGAGAACGACCGGCUGGAGACGUGCCCCGCCUCCUCCUCCUCCUCCUCCCAGGGACAGAGAGCUGUGAUCUCCCCCCACUCCCCCACCUCCAAUGCCUCCUCCCUCAGUAACGGGGCAGAGCUGUCCUCUCUCUGCUUCAUCACCGAGGAGAACGUGAACCUGGUGUGUCCCGCUGAGCUGGACUCUCUCAGCAACACCGGAGAGCUGCUAAAGGAAACCAACAACAACCAACCACCGCCAGCCCAAACCCAAACCCAGCAGCAGUUCAAGAGCUCCUGCAUACAGACAGAUAUAUGACCCUCAAUACCCCAAGUGCUGCACACUCUUCAUUUACCUUGCAUUCUUCCUCCAAAACUAACAUCACUGCUUGCAGAUUAAUCAGCAUUUUCAGUUAUCGUCUGAUGAAGAGGGCCGUUUUCUAGGGGAGAAAAACCUCUGAGGGAAACAGAUCCGUGUCCACCGGCUAUUCAGCAGCCUCUAAAGUGCAACCUGUUCACAAAUGUUGAGUUAGUGUUUCACCUUCUUGAAACUCUCAUUAGCCACUUUUAUCAGAAAUCAGGCCACGGAUGUGGUCGCUGGUACCGAUCUCUGUAGGCUGAAAUAAAACCACUGCACUCGUUUCUCCGGAUUAGAUCUUUACAUGAACGCAGCAGCAGCACACAACAAUCUUACUCAUGCUCUGGAAACCAGGCAGUGACUCACUAUUUCCUUCCUUUUAAUUUUCCCAAAAUGUACUAGCAACAGGGGAACCUCUGUGUUCCAGUCUAUAUUUAUUCUCUCCCUCUCAGACUUUUAUUUGUUUGAAACAAACCCUGGUGUAUAAUUCUGUGGCCUGGAAUCUCUCUCCUGAAUUAUUUUAGCACUACAAUUGAUCUUAAUAUAACCCUAAAAUCUUUAUCUGUGGACACACGCGUAACUGUAGUCCGAUUCCCAGCGGUGCUCGAGUGCCCUUUUGCAGCUUGAUGAAUACUGAGUUUAUACUUGUAGCUUCACAGACAAGUGUGCGUUUUAGUGCCAAGAUGACUUAAAAGGCCUGGUGAGCUCUGAGGAAAUCCUGCAGUCUUCAGUGUGAGUGAGAGGAUUAGAGAACCGGUCUCUGGAAGGCCAUAGUUGUUGGGAUAAGGAACUAGGGGGCUGGUUAAUUCUGUGUAACUGUACAAAGAAAAAAUGUUUUUGUCCUGUUUUUACAGGUGAUUUAACAAAGGGUGAUGGUUCUGCCUCACUUGGAGGGGGCUUUGAUAUCAUUGUUAACUCAUGGUGCCUUCAAAAAAAGCUGUUUUUGUCUGUCUCCACUGUUUCUUUGAGACUGCAAAACAACAACGAACUCAUAGAUAGCAGAAUGUUUGUCUGUCAGUCAGCGCGACGCUUCUUCUCACACACAAACGUACUGUGGUAGACGUGGUAAAAGAAGACUCUUCAACUGCCUACCAAAGACAGCACUCAGGCUCUUGUUCUCUCUUUUACUGUUCAGUCGUCUGCUGUACUCAGAAUUGUGCCUCCUUUUUACAACGCGGGGAAGAAAUGAGGACGAGACGGUGAAUCAUACAGACAGCUGCGGCUCCAUACGUGCUUCGUGAAAACCCCCAGGCUGCACAACGGCCCGACGGCGCCCGCACUGUUAUCUGUAUUUAUAUUAUAUUCAUGUUCUGCAAAUGGUUCAUAGGGGUUCUUAGUUUCUUUUGGGUUUACUUUUUUCAAUUGAUUUUUCCUGUGAUUCCUGUUUCUGUUGCCAAACGGUGCUGCUGAGCAGACUAGAAGCCAGAUUGUUGGUUUUUUUUUUAAACUUCAGUGUUUGCUUUCGCCUGUGUUUACUGCUCUGCGGUCGUCUUUGAAGCCACUGACUUGGCUCAGGUCGGUCUCUACCAGCGGUGGUUUCUGACGUCGGCCCGUCACUGAAUGAACACUUAGUUUGCCUCUGUGGAUAAAACCUCAUCCUGCAGUUUCCCCGGAUCAGAGCAGAACAUUGUUUUGUUCUUCCUCCUCUUGUUCUGCUUCCCGGCUUCACCAAAACUUCACUUUAUUGGAUCUGAUUAACACUAGUGCCAGAUUUAAUUUGUGCAGAAUAGCAUAAGGUAUUUGUAUAUUUGUUUGGUAAUUUGCUUUAUUAUAUGCGUGUAAAUGCAUAUCAGAAAAUAAAAAUAUAUGAAAUGUCUUUUUCUUUUAAGUUAUUG
Cololabis saira (Pacific saury) is the source of this 4667-nucleotide messenger RNA. Its product is annotated as E3 ubiquitin-protein ligase RNF19A-like. Gene Ontology annotation, biological process: positive regulation of proteasomal ubiquitin-dependent protein catabolic process; protein polyubiquitination; ubiquitin-dependent protein catabolic process. The transcript is spliced from 9 exons. Lineage: Eukaryota; Metazoa; Chordata; Actinopteri; Beloniformes; Belonidae. Gene Ontology annotation, molecular function: ubiquitin conjugating enzyme binding; ubiquitin protein ligase activity; zinc ion binding. The record is from RefSeq and is a predicted model, not a curated record. Bases 133 to 2793 code for a protein of 886 amino acids. Gene Ontology annotation, cellular component: cytoplasm; ubiquitin ligase complex.